AUGCCUUCAACAGCGCUACUACUUGUCAUGAUCGUGGCCAUCAUCAGCAGUGCACGGUGCUUCGCAUCGGACACCAUCACCGCCAACUCCGCCAUCUCCGGCGGCCGGACCGUCGUGUCCACAGGCGGCAGCUUCGAGCUGGGCUUCUUCCAUCCAGCAGCAGCAGGUGGUGACAGCAACACGGCCUCCUCUCACAACUACUACGUGGGAAUCUGGUACAAGAAAGCCGUGACGCCGUGCACGCCCGUGUGGGUUGCGAACAGAGCCGCGCCAGUCUCCGACCCCGCGUCCUCUCAGCUCGCCGUUGCGCCGGACGGCAACCUCGUGCUCACCAACGAGGUCGGCGAGCUCGUCUGGUCCUCGAACGUCGUCAUCUCCGGCAGCAGCUCCAACGGCACCGUGGCUGUCCUCUUGGACAGCGGAAACCUCGUCCUCCGGCGCGACGACGGCGAGGUCCUGUGGCAGAGCGCCGAGCACCCCACCGACACGUGGCUCCCGGGAGUCCGUCUCGGCAUGAACAAGAUCACCGGCCACGUGCAGGCUCUGACUUCUUGGAGGAGCUCCAGUGACCCGGCUCCCGGCAUGUACUCCCUGGGAAUCGAUCCGCACGGGACCAGCCAGUUCUUCCUGUCCUGGAACAGGACCGUGAACUUCUGGAGCAGUGGAGAGUGGACAGGCAGCAUAUUUGCCGGUAUCCCGGAGAUGACGUCGCACGACAAGUACAACUUCGAGUUCGUGAACACCUCGAACGCCAACUACUUCGACUACUCCCUUCAAGAUCCCACGGUCAUCUCCAGGUUCGUCGUCGACGUCUCCGGCCAGGCGAGGCAGAUCAUGUGGCUGCCGUCCGCCGACGAGUGGAUGGUCAUAUGGGAGGAGCCGCACAAGCUCUGCGACGUCUACGCCAUCUGCGGCGCGUUCGGCAUCUGCGACGAGAAGAGCGAGCUACUAUGUAGCUGCCCCGCCGGCUUCCGGCCCUCCUCCGUGGAGGACUGGGAGCUCGGAGACCACUCACAUGGCUGCCGCCGGAACAAUCCCUUGCACUGUCACAACAGUUCGUUGCGCGACAAGGACGGCGGCGACGCCUUCUUGCUGGCGCCAGGAGCAUCACCAUCAAGCGCUGAAGACUGCAGGUCAGCGUGUUUGAGGAGCUGUGACUGCAGCGCUUACUCCUACGGUAGUCGCUGUGCUCUCUGGUACGGUGAUCUGCUCGGCUUGUCUGCCAUGGACACAGCAAGCACGGAUGACCUUUACCUCCGGCUGUCUGCCAUGGACGUGCCCUCGAAUGGCCGUCGUAAAAGAACGGUCGUCGUCUUCGUUUCUGUUGCCUCAGCUGCGUCGAUCCUAGCCUGCGUGUCUGUCAUCGCGACCGUGCUUGUUAAGAUGUUUAGGAGAAGACAGAGGAACAUAAGAUUCUUGCAAGCUGCAGCAGAAGGCGGUAGCCUCGUGGACGACGAGGCUCACCGGCCGUCGAUGGAGCAGGUGGUCCAGGCGCUGGAGGGGGUCGUGAUCCUGGACGUGCCGCCGAUUCCGAAAUCGCUGCAAGCAGCAUUCGCCGGUAAUGCCACCUUUGUGGGUACGCCUACCAGUGCGUACUUUGAUGGCCUCUCACGGUCCCCUCUAUAA
Messenger RNA from Miscanthus lutarioriparius, 1626 nucleotides. Lineage: Eukaryota; Viridiplantae; Streptophyta; Magnoliopsida; Poales; Poaceae. The record is from the annotation of a GenBank genome assembly.